Gamsiella multidivaricata is the source of this 1097-nucleotide messenger RNA. RefSeq lists its product as uncharacterized. Bases 94 to 858 code for a protein of 254 amino acids. Lineage: Eukaryota; Fungi; Mortierellomycota; Mortierellomycetes; Mortierellales; Mortierellaceae. The transcript has 2 exons. The record is from RefSeq and is a predicted model, not a curated record.
UGGUGUAUUAAAAAGGUAAUGUAUUAAAGAUGCGCAAGGAGCUUUAGGACUUCUUUUAAGAAAAUGAUAUUGACACUCUGCUAGGGGAUAUAUAUGGAUGGUUCCUCUCUACAUCUGCUAUAUCUCUUAGACAGAGGUGGUGACCUGCUUCAUCGCGUUCUUCUCAUCUUGAGCAGAGUACGUUGGCAAGGAACCCGCAGAGCUGUUGGCCUUGGCGGCCUUGGCAGCGCGACGGCGACGGACCAGGAAGAAGGCACCGGCGGCCAAAAGGACAACGACGGCAGCAGAGACACCUCCGGCGAUGCCACCGACCUGGGAGCUCGAGAGACCUGUGGACUUCACAGUGGUGGAGUCAGAGUUUCCGUGGGGGAGCGACUCGUAGCAUAUGAUCUCCUCACGCUUGACACCCAUGCACAUGUCAAGCUGACCGGCCUUGCAGGCAGAUUGAUCCGCGGUGCAUUUCUUGAGGAAGCAAAUGUCACCGUGGCAGUCCUCCCAGGACUCGCAUCCCAGGGGGCACUUUGUAGUCUGAGUCUUGAUCUCCUGGGGCAUAUCGCAGUAAAGCGAGUAGAUAUUGUCGAUACGGGCCACAAAAGGAGCAACAGUGUCCUUAGCAUCCUUGCAGGUCUCACCGGGAGCCAACUGUGGGAUACAGUACUUGUCGUAGUGGCACGACAUACCUGCAACAGGGCAGACAGUGUCCUUGUUGCAGUAGUACUUGGUCCAGGGGGUGUUGGGGUUAACGGUAACGUUGGUUGCAGACAUGGUGAAGUGUUACUGUGCGAGGAAUCAGAGGAACUGAAGAGGGCUAGGCAGAGAGAGGGGCCUGGUUAUGAAGUGCGAGAGCUGAGAGGGUGAGAGGGUAAAGAACAAGCAAAGGGGAGGGGAUGGUGACCUUUUAUAAGCGAACGAUGGUCUCGAGAAGCUUCAAGCGAGGAAAGAUUAGGAACCGAGUUCACAUAUGAGAAUAAGAAAAUAGCGCUUUCAAUAGCGAGGUCGGGCUUCAAUCGCUUCGUAGGAAGGGCACCCACUAUACCAUGCGGGCAGAGAAAAGGAGAUGGAUGUAAAAGGCACGGUGCUGUCAUCUGUAGUAUAUG